Messenger RNA from Epinephelus lanceolatus (giant grouper), 10687 nucleotides. Lineage: Eukaryota; Metazoa; Chordata; Actinopteri; Perciformes; Serranidae. The record is from RefSeq and is a predicted model, not a curated record.
AGCCAGGAGCAGCUCGUUACCAUGGAGGCUGUGCAUGUGCUGGACAACUGGAGGAAGGACCUUCAUGUGUCGCAGGGAGCUGUGGACAACUCAGUGGAUAUGGACCGUCUGAACAGGAACAUGCCUGAGUGUGGACGGCAGACCCACCAGGUGUUAAAGAGCACUCCUCUGGACCUAUACGAGACUGGAAAGGGGCUGAAGUUCCAAGCAGAGCGCCCCCACCUGGUCAGCCUGGGCAGUGGACGGCUGAGUACAGCCAUCACCCUGCUGCCGCUGCCCGAGGGUCGGACCACACUGGGUCAUGGCCCCAUGGACAUCAGCAUCCAGGGCCCCGGAGUGGGCGCCCAGCACUGCUACAUAGAGAACAGGUCAGGGGUCAUCACGCUGCACCCCUGUGGAAACCUCUGUGCGAUAGAUGGGCUGCAGGUCACACAGCCCACCCGCCUGUCACAAGGCUGUAUGCUGUGUUUCGGCCAGUCGGCCUUCUUCCGCUUCAACCACCCUGAAGAAGCCUUCAGGAUGAAGAGCAUGGUGCCCCAGGGAGGAAGUGUCUCCUCCGGGGACUACAGACUAUGUCCAGACACAGAGAGCUUGGUCAAUGGGAAUCACCAGGCCAGUCCCGCCCAGUCUCCCCCAGCUCCUGGAGAUAAAGUCCAGUCUGAGCACAGUGCAAUUGUCAGCUCUAUUGAGAAGGACCUCCAGGACAUCAUGGACUCCCUAGUCAUGGAUGACCCUCAGCCUUCUUCCUCGGAGGGCAAAAAGCCUCCUGGAGGCAUUCCCCACUCCCCGCUGUCGCCCAUGGUCAAUGGAGGGGGCCGGUAUCUGCUGUCCCCUCCUACCAGCCCAGGGGCCAUGUCCGUGGGGUCCAGCUAUGAGAAUACAUCGCCACCCUUCUCUCCCCUCUCCUCCCCAUCAGCGGCCAGCAGUGGGAGCUUUACAAGCCCGUCUCCUAGUGGAGGACCCCAGGACCAGAGUUCUUCUCUGCCGCCAGUGCCUGUACGCUCCUCUAGCUACAACUUCACCACCCAGCCUCCACCUGUACCCCAGCCACGGACCAUACUGCCUAACUUCAGCAGCGGUGGGGCGGGCCAGAAGGUUCAGGAAAGCCCCAGGCUGCAGAGGAAGGUCUUAACAGAGGCCCCUCCAAGCCCUAAGCCAAGCCGCAGAGGACUAGGCCAAGAUGGGUCUGAGAGCCCCCGACAGACUCCUUUGUCCUCUUGUGAAUCUCUCAGUAGUAGAAACAUUGUGCCAAGUAGCCCCAGACUCACUCCCAAAUUCCCUUCCUGUCCAUCCCCGUCUCCCUCCAGUCCCAGGACCAAGGCAGCCACAGUGCUGCAGGAAAGGCCUGCCAGCCCUUUCAGAGAACAGACCAGUCUAGCUGAUUGCCCCCUAAACUCCAGCCCCUCCAGGCAGCUUUCUCAACCCACCAGAGCCUUCCAGCCUCCCCUGGACCCCAUCGUCCACAUCAUCCAAGGAUCGCCGCUCCAGCAGCAUUCACGUUCGCUGCAGCCCCCUGAGAGCCCUCGCAUGGCCAGGAGAAACAUGGAGCUCAACGGUGGCGGUGGAGGUGUCAGCAGUAUGAGAGAGCUGCCCCCUCUUAGCCCCUCCAUGGCUCGAAGAGGGGUCCCGGUACUCCCAGGGGCACUCCCAGGGACUAUCCCUUCCUUGAGGACUCCAGAUAGCCCCUCAGGUCUGAGCAAGCUUAUCCCAGAGAGUCCCAGGCUUCGACGCAAGACCGGAUCUAUGUCCGAGGAGCCGACGUGCAGCAGGGGGAUCCGAGACCGCAGUCCGUCGCCUACCUCUAUGAUGAUGGAGGGCGGUGGUGGUGCGGGAGCACGUAAGGCGAGUUUUGGGAAUUCCCUGUCACCUGCUUACAGUCUGGGCUCCCUGCCUGGCUCGUCCCCCGUGGCCAGCCCGAGGACCCACAGGAAGAUGUCCGCAGGGAGACCCCACCCUGGAAUGAGGGAGAGGAAGAACAGCAUCACAGAGAUUAGUGACAAUGAGGACGAGCUGCUGGAGUACCACCGACGACAGAGAGAGGAGAGGCUUCGAGAGCAGGAAAUGGAGAGACUGGAGAGACAGCGACUAGAGACCAUCUUGAACCUCUGUGCUGAAUACAACAAAGGCGAGAGCACCGGCCUGGACCCCCUGGCCUCAGGGAGAACAGGUUUCCCAGGAGCGCUAGCAGAUGGCAUGGGGCGAAGACCGUCCAUGGAGAAUGUCCUCGGAGGGACAGCGUCCUCAGCUGCUCUCCGCCUGCUGCAGAGACAGAGAGAGAGCGACGAGGAGAACCUGAAGGAGGAGUGUAGUAGUACAGAGAGCACUCAUCAGGAGGUGAGGACGUCUCCUGCUCUCAGCACAGCAUCAGCACUGCACAAUGGAGACAGACAGCAUGAGGAUUCCAGUUCAGGCAGCGCAGGUCGUCUGGAGCUGGGUUACCUGGAAGACGAGCGGGUUCGCGUCCUCUCUCGGAUCGAUGAGCUCAAGAGUAGACUGACGGAGCUGGAGCAGCAACUCCAGGAGUCCAAACAAGAGGCAGAGAUGGAGCGUGCCUUGCUGCAGGGCGAGAGGCAGGCGGAGCUCGACCAAAUAGAGGCCGAAACGGACAUCAUCACUCAGCUGCAGCACAAGCUGGACGAGCUGGAGAGCGCCAUCCAGAGGGAGAAAGACAAGGAGAGGGCUAAUGUUGAGGCCGAGCGGCGGGCCCUGCAGAGCCUCCAGGAGGGCUACGCUGAGUUGGAGAACCAGCUUCAUAACUGUCCCGAGUCGCUGCGGGAACAGUUGCAAGAACAGCUCAAAAGGGACGGAGAGGCGCUGGAGACAGGAACCAAAAAGUUUGAGGACUUGGAGUUUCAGCAGCUGGAGAGAGAGAGCAGCCUGGAGGAGGAAAGAGAAACCAUCAGCCAGCAGCUGCUCCAGGAGAGAGCCGAGUACCACAACAGUGUGGCCAAGAGGAAGGAGAAGGUAUCCGCUCUGGAGAGCCAAGCCAACCAGCUCGGCCUGCAGGCGUCCCAGGAGUGUGAGCGGCUGGCCAAAGACAGAACCCUCACACUGCAGAUGCUCCAAAAGGAGAAGGAGAGGCUGUCGGCCCUGGAGAAGAGAUACCACAGCCUGACGGGUGGAAAGAGCUUCCCCAAGUCCUCCACUGCGAUGAGAGAGGAAGCGCUCCACAUCAGCGAGGCCGACCUGUUGUUGGAGGAUAUCCACUCCUCCCAGCAUUCCCUCUGUCGAGCCUCUCCUUCCUACUUACAUCCCUCCCCUCUCUGUCAGUUGUACCCCAGCAGCCCUACAGAGGAGUACAUGAAGCUGUCGGAUGUCUAUAAGAUGUACGGCAGCGGCGGCCUCCGCGAAAGCAGCAAGCCCGCCUCUCACGGCCGCUCGUUUGCCGUCGAUGCUGCAUUAGCGGGCGCCUGCGAGGAGUAUGUGACAGUGGGACAGUUAAAUCAGAUGUACGGGAUGCCCAAGGUGGAGUCGUCCCCGACUUCCCCGCUUCGCCAGCCCCUGCAGCCUGGAGCAGUAGACCCCGCCUUCUCCUGCCUCUCCUCUCCACACGGCUCCUCCCUUUCUCUCUCUGUGGAGUACCCGUCUGAAGGUAGCAGGUCUCACCUGCCCAAGCUAGAUUUAGAGCAGUGGUACCAGGAGCUGAUGGCUGGCUCCAGCCAGCUCUGUGCUCCCCCUCUGCCAGCCAAGUCUCUGUCGGGCCGCAGGCCUGUGCUGCAGGUGUUCCGCUCCAAGCUGGACAGUGAUCAGCCUAAAUCAGCCUCUGGAUCCCCUCUGCAGCACGGAGCAGCAACACUGGGACGCAACUCAAGCCCAAAGAGCCCCCUGCUGGCGGCCAACAGCACUGGCAGUCUGCCCAGGAACCUGGCUGCAACCCUGCAGAACAUCGAGACCAAGAGACAGCUGGCUCUGCAGCAGAAAGGUCAGCAGGUGAUCGAAGAGCAGCGUCGACGUCUGGCCGAGCUCAAACAGAGAGCAGCGGUGGAGGCUCAGUGUCAGUGGGAGGCGCUCCACGGCUCGCAGCCCCACCUCAUGACUUCGUCCUCCUCGUCGCCCUCCUACUCCCCGAUCAUGUCCUACAGCCCCGCGCUGAGCCACAGCUCCGCAGGCCCCGGCCCUCUGGUCCACCACUCCAUCCUGCACCACCAGCCCCCGUCAGCCGGGGAGCAGCCCUACGACACCCUGAGCCUGGAGAGCUCUGACAGCAUGGACACCAGCGUGUCCACGGGGAACAACUCGGCUUGCUCACCAGAUAACAUGUCCAGCGUCGGAGGAGUGGACGCGCUGAAGAUUGAGGAGAUGGAGAAAAUGCUGAAGGAGGCGCAGCUGGAGAAAGCCAGACUUAUUGAAUCGCGGGAACGAGAGAGCCUGGCUCGUCGUCAGAUGCUGGAGGAGGAGAGGAGGAGGAGGGAGGAGGCGGAGAAGAGACUGCAAGACGAAACUUUCCACCGGCAGCAGCUCGUGGAGAAGGAGGUCAAGAUGAGGGCCAAGAACUUCUCUCAGGCCCGUCCUAUGACUCGCUACCUGCCCAUCCGGAAGGAGGAGUUCGACCUGCGUUCCCACGUUGAGUCGUCGGGCCACAACGUGGAGACGUGCUAUCAUGUCAUCCUCACGGAGAAGAUGUGUAAGGGCUACCUAGUGAAGAUGGGAGGCAAGAUCAAGUCCUGGAAGAAACGCUGGUUCGUCUUCGACCGUCUCAAGAGGACCUUCUCCUACUAUGUCGACAAACAUGAGACCAAGCUGAAGGGUGUGAUCUACUUCCAGGCAAUAGAAGAGGUCUAUUACGAUCACCUCCGCAGUGCCACUAAGAGCCCGAACCCCGCCCUGACCUUCUGCGUAAAGACCCACGACCGGCUCUACUACAUGGUGGCCCCCGCAGCAGAGGCCAUGAGGAUCUGGAUGGAUGUGAUCGUCACAGGAGCAGAGGGAUACACACAGUUCAUGAACUGAGAGACACCCAGCAGCACAGGGAGCGCAGGUGACGAGCAGAUAGUUUCGGCAGGGACUCUCCCAUCACAGACUCUACAGGCCCUUCCUGUUUCCAGUCCACAGCGGACACAACGCCUUGUUUGUUACUUUUCAUUUUUAAUCUCACACUUUUGAUUUUACUAUGUAGAUGUUUUCACCUCUGCAUUUUCUACGUGAUUCAGUUUGGAUUGAAAAAGGGAGCCCUUGGAGGACAUAAACACUUACACACACACACAUCUGUAUAUAAACCAAAAUGUAUACCUGUCAAAGACUUUUAAAAAGCCUUUCUAUAUUGCCAAAUGGAGAUCUUGUAGUUACUGUUUGUUGAACCUUUUAUAUUAUUUGUUUCCUUUCUUUCUCUCGUUUUUUUUACUUGUAGAGAAAAUUGCCAAAUGACAUAAUGCCAAUGUUUUGUUUGAGUGUUCCAUCAUGACUAUGCUCAGUUUAGACAGAGAGUAUAAAAGAAUCUUCAAUCUGAGGGUUAAUCAAUUUAUAAAUAUAUUUGAAAGAAUCUUAUUCAAAAUGUAUGAAUCUAUGAGAAGUAAUAGAAAUGAGUCAACAGGGACUGGACGUGAUCGAAGAGUCCAGCACACUUGUCUGUAACAGUGAAACACAGUAAAACAUUGCAUCCUCUACAAGUCACGUCACCUCAGUGCUGCUCGUAGACUCAACACUAACACUAAAUCACGUGCAGCAUCUGCAGCAGAUUAAAGUGUCCACAGCUACGUCCUCGUCACAUUACUUCACAUAGGCUUACCAAAGUUAUUGUAGGUAUUUUGUUAAGACUUUGACCCACUACAGCUCAGGAGUUCACGCUGCAGUUCUCACUAUGGUUCAACCAAUAUGGGGUUUCAGAAGCCGGUACUGGUAUCACUAUUGAAGCCGUGCGAUAGUUGGUAUAUUUCAAUCUUACAAAAAAGCCCCACCAAACCCAGAAUAAUAAAAUUCUUUAUUGACUGGCACUUCAGUUUGACAUCGUGGGACAUCAGCUUAUUUGCAUCUCCAAAGCUUUCAAAGAAUUGAAGAAUAUCAAACUGUUCCUUUAAGGAAAUUGAUUGCCAGUGGCAGUUUCUCGCUUGGUGCAUACGCCAAAAACAAGUUUCUAGCUUCCGGGUUUACUUCUGUGGUAUGCAGCCCACUGAAUAUGAGCAGUGUUACUUCUGCUGGCCCCGCCCAGCUCACAGACUUUACACUGUGAUGACAUCACAGUUUUUUAAAUCACUUCUCAGCUUGAGGAAAGUUUUACAAAUUUAAAACCUCCAUGGAUCAAAAAUUCAUAGCAGAAAGAGUCAUAAAUGACCUGGUUUGCAGUUCGACGCUUUCAGAGAUGUCUCUUUUCUAAUGGUGGUCUAUGGGGAAAAUGAUUUUUGGGGAGCAGGGGAUUUUUGCUGCAAUGGCCACUGGGAAAAAAUUGGAAGCAAGGCUGAGCAACGUUCCUGAUGCCCUAAGAACAAUGUGAAACAAGGGGCCACUAGUUGCAAUCAGGACUCAGGACUUAAGUGCAUGGGGAACCCCAACAUUUGGCAAUCAAUUGCUUUCUUACUGAAGUUAGAUGAUACCAGUCUUGGAUAUUGCAAGUGGUAUCAAUCUUCUCAUCUAACACUUGCCAAGAAAGCAGUCUUGAACUCAAAGAAUGAAGCUAGAGCCUGUUUGCUUAGCUUAGCAUUAAGACUGAAAGCAGUGGUCAAGAUCGCCGGCCCAACCAAGAAGAAGUUCCAGCACACAAACAACUUGUUUUUACAUUUCGUUUUUUUGGUCGGUUAAAACAAAUUAGAUUUAACGUUUUCAUUGGAGAGCUUGAGUGUUGGUAAGCAGAUGUUUUGCCUGACAGAGUCAGGCUAGCUGUUUCUCCGUUUCCAGCCUUUAUGCUAAGCUAAGCUAACUGUCUUUUGGCUCUAGUUUAAUAUUUAGCUUGUAUAAUAGACUUCGAAGCAAAUUUUCAAAGUGGCCAAACCAUGCAAUUUCAACAUUGAGGUCUGUCACAUGAUGCCAUUUGGCCCUAAAAGACUUUUUCCAUAGACUUAAAUUGGGAAAGAGAUGUCAGUAAAUUAGUAGAUACAUUUUUUUCUUGAGAAUCAACAACCGUGAAAUGACUCGUUUCAAUAUCAGGAUUUGAUCCAUUUGGUGCGAUUACAUUAAAAAGGUCUAGAAGAGAUAUACAAUGAAGUAAUUUAAUCCCUAUUCUGGGUAGCGGAAUGCUAAACCAGAAGUUAGCCGCUUGCACGCAGAAGUCUGUAAUGCAGUUGCUCUAUGGGCACAAUGAUGUGGAAUAUCUGGGUGAACUUUUUUGGCUUCAUGCACCACUGACCAAUCUUCAUAGGAAUGUACGGGACUCACUGUAUCCAGUUAAAUUUAUGCAUCAGUGCUGUUAUAGAGCUGUUAUGUCGUCCAGCUUUACACAGUUUAGAUGCCUUUCAACAGAGCCAGGCUCUUUGACUUCACCCGCUAGUGCCAUCUAUUGGUGUAUCUAUGCCCAAAUAAAGGACGCAUGGAAGUAUGAGGGCAGUGACGUUUACAACGUUUGACAUGGACGAAUCUAUUUUCGGAUGUAAAGGAAGUCUAAAUGAGCCCCAAGCCAACUGACUCCUGGCCCUAGCUUUGUAUUUAGUAUACAGACAGGAAGUAAAUAACUGUUGAAUCUCCCUAAUCUCCCUAAUUCUUCAAAGGAAAAGGCACUUCAUGAAUCACUUCUUUGGCUGCUUUGGAGCUGAAUUUUCCCCUUUAGUUGGGAUGGUUGGUUUUGGUCUUGGUGGGAUCGGCUCAGACGUUGAGUCCCAAUAACCCCCGUCUAUUGGUCUAUCCAUAGCUGUGGCGUUCUCAGUGUACUUGUGAAUAUGUUGAACGUAUCUCACUGUGUCUGUAUGCCAACUCAAGGUGUCCAUGUAUGCACUCGUACAAACAGAGAAAGCUCGUCUAUUUGCCAAGUAGCCUUUAGCUAACUUGAUGAUGCGACUACACAGCUGGGAAGCAGCCAUCAUCACUGCCAGCCUAAAGCAGCAACCAGUGGAGGGCGCUACAGAGACCACACCAACACAGGACCACACGGGAUCAACAAUACGGACUAAUGCAAUUCUGAACUGUGCCUUGAGUUUGUGUUGUCAUUGAUGCCGUGUCUGUGAGUCCAGCACAGCCUUGCUGGGAGGCUACGAUCGUAUGAAUGCAUCUUAAAUAGUUUCUAAGCUGUAAUGCAGUAAAGGGACAGGCUCGCAUGAGGUGUAAUACUCCAAUAUGGGGACGUCUGCCUGUAGCGUCAUUACAGGCAGAGAUACCGAAGGCCCUGAGUACAGUGGGGAUCAGCUAGGUCACUGGCAUUAUUUAAACUCUGAAUGUACAAAAUAAGUCUUUGCUUUAUAGUGGUUUUUAAAGCUUGAGCCAUCCCAGCUGGCACCAAGCCUGGUAAGACCUGGCAGGUGAUGUGAGCUCAACAUUCUGUUUCGCUGUCUGUAUCAGUCUGGACUCUGUGCCGCCCCAGACACUUUCAGUGGGUCGGAGUGUCAACAUGAUGUUUUGCAGACGUUGGGUUUUGUUCUCCGUACCUUACAACUCGUUAUUCUACAUCAAGAUGACAUUUGGCACUUAACAACACAACUUUAAACCAACAAAGUAUCAUCUGUCAUUAGUAUUCUAUGUCAAAUUGACGUUGGCAUUAGAUGUUGUGACAUUGAAUUUUGGUUACCUGACAUAUCAAUAUUAAUUCAACCAAAUAACAUCUAAUGGCAACAUUGACCAGCUGGGAAUGGAGUAAAAGUCACAUGAUGCUUCUCAAAAUCAAGGAUGCUUCCUUGGUAGGACGGGCACGUCCAAGUCAGGUCCUUCACAGGCUAGGCAAGAGUCCUUCUUAGCAUUCGUUGAUCAAAUAUUGGAACAGGCUAGCGAGUGCCCAGGAGUGCGUCAUUGAGGCCUUGCCUUCAAUUCUGACAAAUCAUGCACAAAGAAUUUUGGUACACGCCCGCUGAGGAUGUACAUAUGCAUCCUUGAAAGUUCUCUGAAGGAAGGACCCGGUCAAAUGAUCUUUGACAUUGCAAGUCCUUCGGCGGGAUUUGAUGACGUAGCCUCCUUGAAAUGCAGCUGUUUAAGGAUCUUUCCUUGACUUUGAGAAGACCUCUGCUGCUUUCGUUUUUCAAUACACCCCUUGCAAGUCCCCCAACUUGGAGUACUAAAGUACCAGACAUUUCCUUUAAAAUCUGAACCAAUCAGAAAGUUGCAGGAAAUAUUUGAAUUUUAGAAGCAGCUGAAAGUUUGUGUAUGAAAGGAGUUUGAACUCCUUAAAACGUCUCAAAUAUUUUGUACAUUCAGAAGUGAGGGGAUAACUCGUCAUGACUUAGUUUACCGACUUUUUUAUUUGCAAAAGAUUGGUGUCAGAAUCUGAUUAUUGACAAAGCAUUUUCACAUUUAGGGGUUCUGAGAUAUGAGACUACAGAUCAUCUAGAAAUUUGGCUAUAAAGUCUAUUAUCUUUUUUGAUUGAAGACAUGUCUUUUAAUUAAAACUUGUUUACUCAACUUAAACUUUAAUACAAUAUUUCGGUAGAGUGGUCCACAGCAAGAGGGUUCUGGGUUUUACCCUGCUGGCUGGCUUUGGCCUGUUUGUGUAGAGCUGACAUUCUCUGCAGGUUUCCCAGUCUAAAGACAUGCAGGUUUGGUUAUUUGGUGACUCGAAAUUGCCCAUAGGUGUGAAUGUGAGCAUGAAUGGUCGCCACAUGUCAACUGGGACAUUUGCUCCAGUCCCCCUGCGACCCUGAAUUGGAUAAGCAGUUACAGAUAAUGCUCUGUAUCCCCACUGUGAGCUGAGGCCAGCGUGCACGAGGGUGGAUAAGGAAAUUUUGUAUCUUCAGCUUUAACAGACUGUAACCGACCGGGCUCGCCUGGUGUCUUUGUCGUCAAGUGUUGGAUCAUCACAUUGUGAGUCUGUCGAACCGGCCGGUGUGUAGUUAACAGAUGCUGUCGUCCGUUUUGUAGAAGCAGAGGACAAACUACGCUGUGAUUUUCAGAGCAUGUGGAACUGUUGUUUAGUUUCAUGUGUAGGUACAGUAAUGAUAAUUUAUGGUUGUGGUGCCUGAGAUAGUGACACGUUUACUUCGAGAUGAAAAAAAAAAAAAAAAAAAGACGACUAGUGAAAAGACCUUAAUAUAUUCUGCCCCCCUUGCCUUUACUCUCCCUGCACCGCUAACAUGUGCAAACCAAACUAUUCAACACUGGCAAGGCUGUUAAAUCAUGUCUGUUGAUAGUAGGUGGUAUAUACAUUACUGUUGUUAUCUAUGUUGAAAAGAACGGAAACUAAAUAUACUGUAAAGAGGAUGCCUGAAUGAAAAAAUAAUCUUACUAUUGAAAUGAAAUGAAACAGUAUUGUAUGAAAAGAAGUACAAUUUUUACUUAUUUUUGUCAUUUUAGAAAUUUUAUUGUCAGUCAGUUACAUUUCAAAUUGUAUGGUAGUGAUGUAUCAAUCUACCUUUUUCUUUUUUACUGGUACAGCAGAACACACAUCUGUACACACACAAACACACACACCAACACACACACACACACACAAUAACUCACCAAGCACUCAUGAGACUGUACUUUUGUUUUUCUAGAACGUAGAUCCUGUUUCACACACACUCACACACACAAUCAGUACUCGGACCAUACUGUGUUAUUGGUACCCUGUAUGUCUCAUGCGUUACUUUCACGUAUGAAUAAUAUGGAUUUUGUCGAAUCUAUUAAAAACAGAACUGUUACAGAA